Molecule: messenger RNA, 1348 nt
Organism: Ochotona curzoniae (black-lipped pika)
Lineage: Eukaryota; Metazoa; Chordata; Mammalia; Lagomorpha; Ochotonidae
Gene: AKR1B1
Product: aldo-keto reductase family 1 member B
Exons: 10
Coding region: 51-1001 (316 amino acids)
Cellular component (GO): cytosol
Molecular function (GO): aldose reductase (NADPH) activity
Source: RefSeq, a predicted model, not a curated record
AGGCGGCUGAGGCGGUUACGGUUGAGAUCUCGAGUUUGAGUCGCGCAAUCAUGGCCAAGCACCUUGUUCUCAACACCGGCGCCAAGAUGCCAAUCCUCGGGCUGGGCACCUGGAAGUCACCUCCAGGCCAGGUGACGGAGGCCGUGAAGGCAGCAAUCGAUCUCGGGUACCGCCAUAUCGACUGUGCCCACGUGUACCAGAACGAGAAUGAGGUGGGGGUGGCCCUGCAGGAGAAGCUCAAGGAGCAGGUGGUGAAGCGUGAGGAGCUCUUCAUCGUCAGCAAGCUGUGGUGCACUUUCCAUGACAAGAGCCUGGUGAAAGGAGCGUGCCAGAAGACACUCAGCGACCUGAAGCUGGACUACCUGGACCUCUACCUUAUUCACUGGCCCACAGGCUUUAAGCAAGGCAAUGAGUAUUUCCCACUGGAUGCGGCAGGCCAAGUGAUUCCCAGCGACACUGACUUUUUGGACACGUGGACGGCCAUGGAGGAGCUUGUGGAUGCAGGGCUGGUGAAAGCUAUUGGCAUCUCCAAUUUCAACCAUCUGCAGACCGAGAGGAUCUUAAACAAGCCUGGCUUAAAAUACAAGCCAGCAGUUAACCAGAUUGAGUGCCACCCGUACCUAACUCAGGAGAAGUUAAUCCAGUACUGCCAUUCCAAAGGCAUCGUGGUGACAGCCUACAGUCCCCUUGGCUCUCCCGACAGGCCCUGGGCCAAGCCCGAGGACCCUUCUCUCCUGGAGGACCCUAGGAUCAAGGCAAUUGCUGAGAAACACAAGAAAACCACAGCCCAGGUCCUGAUCCGGUUCCCCAUGCAGAGGAAUGUGGUGGUGAUUCCCAAGUCUGUGACCCCGGCACGCAUUGCUGAAAACUUUCAGGUCUUUGACUUUGAAUUGAGCAGUGAGGAGAUGGCCACCUUAUUGAGCUACAAUAGGAACUGGAGAGUCUGUGCACUGGUGAGCUGUUCCACUCAUAAGGAUUAUCCCUUUCACGCCGAGUUCUGAAGCGGUGGACGCCUUCUGUUCUCCAUCUGCUCGUUCUGCUUUCUACCUUAUGUGUCCCUCGGCAGUGGGCAGCAGCCCACAGCUUCACGGAUUACUAGCCAGGGAAGGCCUGUUCAGUUGGGAUGGGGAGUGAGCAGUGCUAUCAGUAGAUUAGAAGUCUCUGCCAGUGUUUUCUUUACCUUUGUUCUUGCCCAGCUGGGAAAAGUACAACUUGGGUCUCCAUUUCUGACCCAGGAGAAGUUAAACUGUAAAAAGUCAAAAGAAUGCCACUAACAGUUGAAUUUUGACUGCUUAGAACUGUAAUCCUUUCAGCCACACUGCCUCCAAUAAAAAGUGCUUUUGUGGUC